AUGUCUCAAUUAAACAAACCUCAUUGUCAUUCUAGAUUUCUGCAGAAAGAGGAGGCCCAGAGAGCUCUAGAAUUACUUGGCUUCUUAGUCACAAAGCAAGAUGAGGGGCACAUAAUGAGAUGUGUCACUGUAUGCAAUGGAAGACUAAACUGCAGAGCAUUUCAGCAACUGGUAGCAGAUUGGCAUGGAGUAACCAGAGACUUCUACACACAACUGAAGACAGCAUUUUCCAUCAUUGACCAAGAUAAAGACGGACACAUCACAAUCAGUGACUUGCAGGAGGUCUCUCGGCUGGUGGGGAUUCACUUCUCACACCGAGAACUCACAGAAAUGAUACAGGAAGCUGAUCAGGAUGGUGACAGAGCGGUGGACAUGAAUGAGUUCAUCAAGACCAUGUUAAAAACCAAUUUAUUUUAGACCAGAGCUAAUGCAGACUUAAUAUCUCUGAUACCCAGCAAGCAUAGGCUUUGUUUUUAUUGUGGGGGUCGUUAUGUUUCUGUGUUCUCUGGGGCAAAAAAUAAAGACAAACAGGAAUACUUUAGAUCCCA
Messenger RNA from Bombina bombina (fire-bellied toad), 548 nucleotides. RefSeq lists its product as uncharacterized. Gene Ontology annotation, cellular component: centriole; centrosome. Gene Ontology annotation, molecular function: calcium ion binding. The coding region runs from base 1 to 417 and encodes 138 amino acids. The record is from RefSeq and is a predicted model, not a curated record. Lineage: Eukaryota; Metazoa; Chordata; Amphibia; Anura; Bombinatoridae. Gene Ontology annotation, biological process: nucleotide-excision repair; mitotic cell cycle; centriole replication. The transcript is spliced from 3 exons.